CUCUGCAGUGUGUUUUUGCAGUAUAUCCAGCACCCGGAGGUGGCUGAAAUAACCACUGUCCUCAGAAGACUGAUUUUUAAGAACAAAGAGGACUCUACCCACUGGAGCCCAAGCAGACUCCCAUCCACCAUGGCUGCCAUCCGGCUUCGAGAAUUUAUUGACCGCCGCCCAGUGAUCCUAUCUAGUGUAUUCAUCGCUCAUCAAGGAAAGGACAUCCAAGGAUAUUACCCCGGGCAGCUGGCAAGAGUCCACUUUGAUUCUAGUGCGAAGAGACCUCCCAGACCUCUCAUAGACUUGACAAUUCCACCCAAGAGAAAAAGCCAGUAUCAGCCUCAAUUAGACCAACAAACUCUCAUUCGAUACAUUUGUUUUCGAAGACAUUCAAGGCCCGCUGAACCAUGGUAUAAAGAAACCACCUACCAAAGGGACUAUUCUCUGCCAUUUUACAAGAUUGCAGAAGAGAAAACCGAGCAUUACAGACUUUAAGAAACUCACUCCAUCCAGCAGCUGGUGGGUCGUCGAUCCGGGCCCUCCAGAGAAUGAAUGGAGGGAGGCUUCACAGGAAAUGAGAAGAAGAUUCAGGUGGUGCAGCAUUUGGAGUGAGGAAGGACACCAUCAAGAGAGAACUCACGAGAACUCACGAGGCAUUAAAGCUCGUUGCACAGCCACCCGCUCCGACCGCAGGAUUGUUGGUGUCUCUG
This is a messenger RNA of Herpailurus yagouaroundi (jaguarundi), 701 nucleotides long. RefSeq names its product sperm microtubule inner protein 3 (gene SPMIP3). Lineage: Eukaryota; Metazoa; Chordata; Mammalia; Carnivora; Felidae. The transcript has 5 exons. The coding region runs from base 130 to 486 and encodes 118 amino acids. The record is from RefSeq and is a predicted model, not a curated record.